Molecule: messenger RNA, 5833 nt
Organism: Oncorhynchus nerka (sockeye salmon)
Lineage: Eukaryota; Metazoa; Chordata; Actinopteri; Salmoniformes; Salmonidae
Product: protein virilizer homolog
Exons: 22
Coding region: 1-5787 (1928 amino acids)
Cellular component (GO): RNA N6-methyladenosine methyltransferase complex
Molecular function (GO): RNA binding
Source: RefSeq, a predicted model, not a curated record
AUGAUGGAGGCCACUGUGUACUUGGAACCCCUCAACCCUACACCCUUCUCAGACCUCCCUACACCCUCAACCGUACACCCUGCUCAGACCCCUCAACCCUACACCCUGCUCAGACCCCUCAACCCUACACCCUUCUCAGACCCCUCAACCCUACACCCUGUUCAGACCCUCCCUCAAUCCUACACCCUUCUCAGACCCCCUACACCCUGCUCAGACCCUCCACCAUUCUCAGACCCCUCCAACCUGCUCAGACCCCUCCACCCUGCUCAGACCCCUCCACCCUGCUCAGACCCCUACACCCUGCUCAGACCCCUCCACCCUGCCCGACCCCCCACCCUGCUCAGACCCCUCAACCCUACACCCUGCUCAGACCCCUACACCCUGCUCAGACCCCUCAACCCUACCCCUGAACCCUACACACUGCUCAGACCCCUACACCCUUCUCAGACCCCUCAACCCUACACCCUGCUCAGACCCCUCCACCCUCCACCCUGCUCAGACCCCUCCACCCUGCUCAGACCCCCUCCACCAUUCUCAGACCCCUCCAACCUGCUCAGACCCCCUCCACCCUGCUCAGACCCCCUCCACCCCCUGCUCAGACCCCUACACCCUGCUCAGACCCCUCCACCCUGCCCGACCCCCACCCUGCUCAGACCCCUCAACCCUACACCCUGCUCAGACCCCUACACCCUGCUCAGACCCCUCAACCCUACCCCUCCACCCUACACCCUGCUCAGACCCCUCCAACAUGCUCAGACCCCUCCACCCUGCUCAGACCCCUUAAUCCUACACCCUGCUGAGACCUCUCAACCCUACACCCUGCUCAGACCCCUCAACCGUACACCCUGCUCAGACCCCUCAACCCUACACCCUGCUCAGACCCCUCAACCCUACACCCUUCUCAGACCCCUCAACCCUACACCCUGUUCAGACCCCUCAAUCCUACACCCUUUUCAGACCCCUCAACCCUACACCCUUCUCAGACCCCUCAACCCUACACCCUUCUCAGACCCCUCAAUCCUACACCCUUCUCAGACCCCUCAACCCUACACCCUUCUCAGACCCCUCAACCACCCCUACACCCUGCUCAGACCCCUCCACCAUUCUCAGACCCCUCCAACCUGCUCAGACCCCUCCACCCUGCUCAGACCCCUCCACCCUGCUCAGACCCCUACACCCUGCUCAGACCCCUCCACCCUGCCCGACCCCCCCACCCUGCUCAGACCCCUCAACCCUACACCCUGCUCAGACCCCUACACCCUGCUCAGACCCCUCAACCCUACCCCUGAACCCUACACACUGCUCAGACCCCUACACCCUUCUCAGACCCCUCAACCCUACACCCUGCUCAGACCCCUCCACCCUCCACCCUGCUCAGACCCCUCCACCCUGCUCAGACCCCUCCACCAUUCUCAGACCCCUCCAACCUGCUCAGACCCCUCCACCCUGCUCAGACCCCUCCACCCCCCUGCUCAGACCCCUACACCCUGCUCAGACCCCUCCACCCUGCCCGACCCCCACCCUGCUCAGACCCCUCAACCCUACACCCUGCUCAGACCCCUACACCCUACCCCUCAACCGUACACCCUGCUCAGACCCCUCAACCGUACACCCUGCUCAGACCCCUCAACCACCCCUGAACCCUACACACUGCUCAGACCCCUACACCCUUCUCAGACCCCUCAACCCUACACCCUGCUCAGACCCCUCCACCCUCCACCCUGCUCAGACCCCUCCACCCUGCUCAGACCCCUCCACCAUUCUCAGACCCCUCCAACCUGCUCAGACCCCUACACCCUGCUCAGACCCCCUCCACCCUGCUCAGACCCCUACACCCUGCUCAGACCCCUCCACCCUGCCCGACCCCCCACCCUGCUCAGACCCCUCAACCCUACACCCUGCUCAGACCCCUACACCCUCACUUAUGUGAGUGUUGUGAGUGAGGCCUUUUCUUUUGCUGUGUUUGUGUUUUUGUUGUUUUACAAUAUUUUUCCCUCCCUCACCCUCCUUCUCUCACCCUCCCUCCUCUCUCCAGGUGAUGGUUAUGAGGAGAUCAGUAGUGAUGAGGAUGACUUGGACAAUGGGAGUUUUAAGCUGCCCAGUUUUGACAUUGACUACACCCCUGAAGACCUGGCCUCUGUGCCCCCAGUCCAGUAUGACCCCUAUGAAAGAGAGCUACGCCCACUGCUCUACUUCACCCCUCCCUACAAGACCCGCUUUGACUCCCAGCUGGAGAGGGCUACGGGGGCUGUGUGUGUUGGUCCAGAGGGACCUGGAGGUGGAGAAGGGGCAGAGGCUGAGGUUGUUGCCCAGAUGAGAGAGCUCCUGGCUGGGAUAGGAGAGGACCGUGACUCCCGCUGGGUCACGGCCCUAGAGCAGGCAUCAGGGCUGCUCGCUAGAGGGCUGGGCUUUCUGAUUGGACAGGGGGAAUGGGAGGGGCCUAUUGGAGCUAUGGUCCAAUGGGCUCUCCAGGGUCUUAGUAUGGAGAUAGCGCUGACCCAACCCAUUGCUCUAAACCUCAGGCAGCUGAAAGCUGGAGCUAAGCUGGCUUCCUGCUUGGCCGAGUGCCCACAGGGCCUCACUGCGCUGCUGCACGAGGGAGCCCUGGAGCUCCUACUGGAGCUGCUCCAGGUGGACCAUGUGUCGUCCACACUGAAGCUGUGUAUCCUAAGGGCUCUGGAUGCUCUGACCAGUGCCCCCGCUGGCGUGGAGGCCUUCCUACAGGAGGGGGAGAUAGAGAGGAGUGGAUACCAGCGGUUGGUGCAGCUGUUCCUGGGGGAGGAAACCGUGCGGGUGGUAACCGCGGGUAACGCCAUUCUGCAGAAAGGCCACGCCUAUGAGGUUAUGACUGACCUGCAGAGGACAGCGGCAGCCUGGAGCGAGCCUCUGCAGGAUGAGGGGGAGGAGCCUGACAUAGCCAUGGAGGAGGAGACAUCAUUAGGCCCCUCCCCUGUCAGCGAGGCUGAGCUGGAUAGGUUGGCUGGAGUUCUAGAAGAGUUACAUCACCUUCUAGAGACCGCCCCCCACACCAUGGUCCAGCCCCCUGGAAAGGCCUUCCCUACAACCGCACGCAUUACUGGUCCACAGGAGAGAGACGACCCCUACCCUACACUGUACAGGUACAUGCAUGCAUGUCACUUCCUGGAGAGCUCGGCGGUGGUGUUGUCAGCAGCAGUGGCGGCAGGGCAUACAGGUGUCACUCACGCCACCAGGGAAGUCCUGCACUUUCUGUCUCUCACCCAAUCAGGACUGCUUUUCAUGCUGGCCCAGCCCACGCCAACCAACCUGCUGCUCCGCCUCCUAGCAACCAUCGCCGAGGUUGAGGGAGAGGAGCCUAUGGUCACUGGGGGCGACGGCGGGUUCUCGGGCCCCGGAUUGGGUGAAGAGGGUUUGGGGGUGUGGCUGAUGCAGGCGCUGCAUGCCCUCCAGAGCGUGUCUGAGCUGAUGAGUCACGUGACUGCCGGCGGGGAGGGAGGGGUGGGGCUAGAGGAGGGGGACAGUGCGGAGGUACUGAGCAUGCUCCAUGCCCUCUACCUCAUCACCUUCACACAGACUGGGAGGAGCGCUGUGGCCCACGUCUUCAGCCUGGAGAACAACCUCUCCUGUCUGGUUACGCUGCUGCAGCACCACAGCAAGGACGGACACGGGGAGACCAAGGCCCGGAAGGCGGUGACCUAUAACUAUGCGUGUAUGCUGGUGCUGAUGGUGGUUCAGAACUCCAGUGAUCUCCGUAACAUGGAACAACACGCUGCUCCUCUACUCAUCCUGGCCAAGGCUGAUGACACCAACGCUAAACUACAGGAGCUGAGUCAGUGGCUGGAACCUCUGGACAAGGUGAAGUUGGAGAUGGGCAGCAUCCCCAGCCUCAUAGACUACAUCAAACAGAACGUCCAGAACGUGUUGACUCUAGAAGGAAGUGGACUGAUCUCUGCUCUGAGGGUCCUCUGCCAGAUCGCCUGUCCACCUCCCGCCGUAGAGGCUCAGCAGAGAGAUCUGAAGUGGAGUCUAGCAGGGGUGCAGUUGUUUUCUGGGGAGGGCUUGGACACGUGUGUUUGUGUGCUCCAGAAGCUGUGUAGCGUGCUGCUGCCUGCCUGGCGUGUGCACGGACACAUGGGACCCACCCCACAGCGCUGUAUGAUCCUUGGCGUGUGCGCUAACACGCUAAGGCUGCUGCGGACCAUGCUAACAGAGCUGUUGCGCAGCGGGGCCUUCCAGUUCAGGGACACGCGUGUGGCGAGCACGUUGGUGACUCUACACAUGGUCGUGUGUUCAGCCCCGUCCUCUGGACGUCUAGACUGGGAGGAGACCAAGGUUCAGGCCCUCAUCGUAGAUGUGCUGCUCACCUUCACACAGGGAGUCAGUGAACAGAUGACCCACACAGAGGAGACUCUGCUCAGUAACACAUGGUCUCUGAUGCUGAAGGAGGUGUUGGGCUCUCUACUGAAAGCACCAGAGGGACUCUUCUCUGGCCUCACCCUGCUGUCUGAACUGCUGCCACUUCCCCUGCCCAUGCAGAGCACGCAGGUGAUCUCUGUCCAGGACGUGGCUGUAGCGUUGAACACCAGGAAGUUGUGGAGCAUGCACCUGCGGGUGCAGUGGGGUGUGUUUGCGGACGCCCUCGGGUGUGUGUGUGGAACUAGCUGUCCUCCGCUGCUGGCCAUGCUGCGACGUGUGUGUGUCCAGCUGGCUGACCUCUCCUCUCCCACCGCCACCCUCAUCAUGAAGACCCUGCUGGAAUUCCUGCUGGGGGAACUACAGCCUGUUGAGGGUAAGAGUCCGGGUUGGGGGCAGGUCCUGCGUCUCCUCUCUCUAUUCGACACCCUGGUUUCCCAGAGAGCCUGUAAGAUCGCAACGUUACACCUGCUCUCUGGCUCCGCCCCUGGAGACGAGCCAUUGGCUGAUAUCUUCCCCCUGCUACUGUCCCUAUUGGUUCCCGUUGCUGACCACGCCCUGCCACAACAGCACUGUGCAGAGCUGGUGGGAACUGUCCUGCAGUCACUGUGUGACCAGGACAUCUCUCUGGUGGUGCCCCACCCAGCCGAGGGGUGUGUUUCAGAGGCCGAGCAACUGGCCAAUGCCCUGCCAGGACGGGAAAUGAUCUCAUCAGUGUGCGACUCUCUGAUGGAGGUUUUGGGGAACGGAGAGAGCAGUGCCGCUCUUCUCCUCACCUGUCUCAGGACACUCAUGUUCCUCACAGAACAUGACUAUGGACUCUACCACCUUAAAGGGGCUCUGAAGAAGCACAGUGCCAGUGUGUGUGCUCUGUUGAAGAGACAGGUGUUCUCCUUCAGGAAAGACUCGGCUGAACUCCUCUCUGCUCUGCUGGACUUCCUACGACAGAUCCUCAACACUGACCCUCUGGGUUGCUGUGGGGAGGAGAGUGGAGGGGAAGAGUCCGGGCUGGUCCCGCCCCCAAGGUCUGUGGCUCUGACUGGCUCAGAGAUGAAGGCUCUGCUGCAGUGGGAGGAGACUGACACACACCCUCUAAACACACUAGAGAAACACAUCAAGAAGCUGUGCAAGGAGGAGGAUUCAUUGGAGACCCUAUUGGAGAAUGUGAUUGGUCUACGACAGACGCUGGAGAGCACUAUGGACACAUCUUCUCCCCCUGAGACGGAGCCCACUCUACCCAAUCCUGACACGCUAUUGGCCCAGUUCAACCACAGGACGGUGUUUGUGUUGUCAGAGGUGUUGGAUGAGCAGCUGAAGGCUCUGUGGUUCUCCCCCUUCCACACUGACGACAUGGAGGCUGAACUAGACAUGGUGAGACACCUGUGUGUUGUUUGAAUGUGUGUGUGUGUGUGUAUAUGUGUGUGUGAGUAAACCUCUCUGU